Messenger RNA from Wallemia mellicola CBS 633.66, 1502 nucleotides. RefSeq names its product aquaporin. Gene Ontology annotation, molecular function: glycerol channel activity; water channel activity. Lineage: Eukaryota; Fungi; Basidiomycota; Wallemiomycetes; Wallemiales; Wallemiaceae. The transcript is spliced from 3 exons. Gene Ontology annotation, cellular component: plasma membrane. The record is from RefSeq and is a predicted model, not a curated record. Gene Ontology annotation, biological process: water transport; glycerol transmembrane transport. Bases 34 to 1467 code for a protein of 477 amino acids.
AAGAGAUCCGCAAAUCUGGUAGAAGGUGUUUAUAUGUCACAAGAUAAUCACAGAGCAGGGCAAAGUCACAAUGAACAGCAAUACUCAGGACGUGUGGAAGCGAUGCGACCAGAUGCGAAGGCUAUACAUGAUGAGCGUAUGCGUCGAGUCAAAAGCAAGCCAGUCUUUGGUGUAGGUGGCCCCAUGCCUGAUCGGACAGACGAGAAGCAGGAGGACAAGCAUCCAAGUGUUGGUGAGAAUAAUGACGAUUCUGUGCGCUCCCCUAUCGGACAGACAGGUGGACAGGUAGGCGGUGUCAUUACAGAUGCGACAGACGAAGAUAAAGCCCAGGAUAUCGACAACUCGAAACCAGAUCUCACUCAUCAGAAUACAGAGUCAACCUUUAAGCGAAUGGGUGAUCGAGAGCUCAACGAGAAUGACGGUAGUACAGCAAAUGAAAACGCAAGUCCUAGUGGACAAAUCGGAGGUAACUUACACUCACAAUGGCUUGAUAUGGAUGAGACCCAAGAGAAAUUCGAUAACCCGAAUGAACCAAUCUAUAAUUUCUGGUUCAAGUGGCGUGAAAAUUUUCGUGAACCAUUGGCUGAAUUCUUAGGUGCUUGUAUAUUAAUCAUUAUUGGAGUGGGAUCAACUGUUCAGACAUUGGUUUACACCAAGGAUCCCACAGCAGCAUACUCUAAUCUCAACUGGGCUUGGGGUGUUGCCGUUAUGACAAGCGUCUACAUCUCUGGUGGUAUUUCCGGUGGACAUCUCAACCCAGCAUUAACGACCUCUUUGGCACUCUUUAGAGGUUUUCCCUGGAAACUUGUUGGAUUGUAUUGGAUAGCACAAAUUUUGGGAUGUUUUGCAGGCGGUCUUAUCGUAUAUGCGAUGUAUUACCAAGCACUGGAUGUGUUUGACCCCAACAAGUCUGUCUCCCAGAGUGGGACAGCUGGUCUUUUCGUCACUAUGCCUGCAACUAGUCUCUCACAUGUUGGUCUUUGUGUUUUCCAAGAGAUAAUUGCUAGCGCUGUCUUGAGUAUUGCAAUUCUAGCUCUUGGUGACCGCGAUAACACCCCACCUGGUGCUGGACUCGGUGCUCUCGUCAUUGCUUUCGUGAUUAUGGCUAUAGGGACUUCACUGGGCGCUUUGUCUGGAUAUGCGAUGAAUCCAGCAAGAGAUCUUGGUCCUCGAAUCGCUUUAUCCUGCGUAGGCUACAAUGCAAGAGCGCUGUGGACACACGAUAGAGCCUGGUGGGUGACAGGACCAGUUUGUGGUUCCCUCAUGGGUUCUUUCCUAGGGAGUAUGGUCUACGAUACCCUAAUAUACUCCGGUUUGGGUUCGCCGGUUAAUUUCACGAGCAAGCAGUGGGAAAGACUGCUCACACCUCACAACAUGGUGAAAGCCGGUCUAGAAAAGAGAAAACGAGAGAAGGCUGAGCGCCAACGUAAUGAAGAAUCGUCCAGGAAGGGCGAUAAAGCUGUAUAGAAAGAAAAUGGAAUAAAUUAUUGUAUUUGCAUCUU